AUGUCCAGCCCCCUCUUUAUUCAACUGAAUCUGGAUGAACUGGAGCUUCCGUGUGGGGAAGACCAAGGCUGGAAUUUGUCUCUGAGUCCAGCACUGUGUAAGGCUCACAACCAGGCUGUAUCUAAUGGUUUCUCUCUCUGUGUCUGGCUUUCAGUGAGACGGGGCUUCGCAGUGCUGGAAGAUCGCAGUCUGGCCCACAACCUUCAGGAGCAGGAGAUCGAGCAUCACUUGGCUUCCAACGUGCAGCGGAACCGCCUAGUGCAGCAUGACCUGCAAGUGGCCAAGCGACUGCAAGAGGAGGAGGACCACAAAGCCCAGCUUCGCCUUCAGAAACGCCAGCGAGAAAUAGAGCGGCGUGACAACCAGAUGGCCCAGGUUAUUCAGGACGAGCUGGCAUUGCAGGCGGAGCAGAGACGGCAACAGGAGGAGACCGACGAGGCAAUUGCUCGCAAACUGCAGGAGAAAGAGGAGAGGAGGAGGAAAAAACAUCACCAGGAUAACACCAGUCAAGACCCCCAACAUCACCAGGAUAACACCAGUCAAGACCCCUACCACAUGGAAAGCUUUGAUGAAAGCAAGGACCCCACAAAGAGCAAGCAGCAUGGCGCGGGCUCCACGAGACGCCAGCUGCACGCCAGCCGCUCCCAUAACAGUAGACGUUCGACACUCAAAAGAGAGAGCAAAUUAAAAGCCACCUCACAGAGGCUCUCCUCGGUCACAGACAUCAACACUGAGCCUGGGUUCUCCCAGCCCCAGUGCUCAGACACUGACCGCCAUGGUGAUUACUACCCAGAUAUCCACGCACUCAAACACCAGAGAGACUCUCGCAGGAGAGAGAAGCCAGUCAGGCCGCCUCCUCCCACCUUUAGUUCAGAUUAUGAAGCAGCCUCCAGCUACCAAAAUAAAGGAGCCCGGCCUAAAGUGAUCCAGGUGAACGGCCGUCACAGAGACACGUACAAACACAGGCGUGCGGACAAGCCCAGGGCUUCCCACAGGAAGCGGAGUCCCAGCGAGGUAUACGAGCACUGGCCGAGGGGAGCGGAGGGAGGCCUGGACACAGAGGAGUGGCUGGAACGGGAGCUGGUGCCCACGAGGCAAGGAGAGGAUACCAGGGAGAAAGCAGCACGUUCCCGGUCGCCAGGCGAUUUUAGGAGUGAACAGCGAGAUGCAGAACAAGUGGGUUUGAGGCUGGAAUCUGGAGUGAAAGAGGUGACACAAGGGAUUUGCCAGCUGAGUGCCAGUGAGUGGGAACAGCGAGAUGCCGAGCUGGCUCGCAAGCUGCAGGAGGAGGAGAUGCUGGCCACCCAAGAGGCCCAGAAGGAAGCUCAGAAGGCAGCCCAGAUGGCACAAGAUGAGGAAAUCGCUCGAUUACUGAUGGAGAAGGAGAAACGGGCUUACAGGAAACACAAGGGGGAGUCUGGGCGAGCGGCAGAGGACGAGGGGAGAAAGAGAUCAUCCGAACGGAAACCACACGAGCACGAUAAGAAGUAUGAGGCAGGUGAUUAUACUAGACCAAAGAUGUGCGACGGGCCAGAAGCAGGCCUGGGGAAGCCUGAAAGACCAGUCAGGCCUCCCGGCCCCAAGAAGGACUCUGAUGACUUUGAUUUAAAUUACAAGUCAUCCCCUCAACGCCCUCCUCGCCCUUCUUCAAGGUCUACUGAGUCUUCACAGAAAGCUUCCUAUUACAGGCAGUGAGAGGCUGGGAGUGAGCACCAACCCUAACCA
Molecule: messenger RNA, 1725 nt
Organism: Callorhinchus milii (elephant shark)
Lineage: Eukaryota; Metazoa; Chordata; Chondrichthyes; Chimaeriformes; Callorhinchidae
Product: coiled-coil domain-containing protein 50
Exons: 12
Coding region: 1-1695 (564 amino acids)
Cellular component (GO): cytoplasm
Molecular function (GO): ubiquitin protein ligase binding
Source: RefSeq, a predicted model, not a curated record